GUAGUUGCAUCAGGAAAUCUUUUAAAACCUUGGCGUCGGAAUCCUGAUCGUGCAUGUACAGAGGUGACGAACAGUUGAACAUGGGUAGCGCCGGAGGCAAGAAAAGGUUGUACGAUCCAGCGGAGGAGGCGUGUCCGACGAGGGCCGGCGUGCCGCGGAGGGAGGAGGAGGAGCGGUUUGGUAGGACUGGCGCGGUGCUCGUCGUCUGCCUGAUGACGCUGCCGUUCUUCGUGUUCUUCUUCGGCGGGCGGGAGAACGCGGCAGCGGUGUGGCAGAGCGCUGCCUCCAAGCUGGCCGCGAUGAAUGGAGGGUUUACGAACGCCUCUCAUGCCCGCAGCAGAGGUGCAGCCACCAAGGCCGACGAGCUCUUCGGCGGCCUGCUCGCGCCCGGCUUGGACCGCCGCGCAUGCCUGAGCCGGUACCAAUCCCCGCAGUACUACAGGCACUCCCCUUACGCGCCGUCCUCGCGCCUCCUGCACAAACUGCGCGCCUACGAGGCGCGGCACAAGAAGUGCGGCCCCGGCACGCCACUCUACGCCAAGUCCAUCGAGCAGCUCCGGUCCGGCCACGGCACGGAGGUGAUGGAGUGCAACUACCUCGUCUGGCUCCCCUACAACGGCAUCGGCAACCGCAUGCUAUCGCUGCUCAGCACCUUUCUCUACGCGCUCCUAACCGGCCGUGUCCUCCUCGUUUACUCCACCGACGACUUCACCGACCUCUUCUGCGAGCCGUUCCCGGACGCGACGUGGGUGCUUCCGCCGGACUUUCCCGUCGCCAACCUGUCCCAGCUCGGGUGGAGCACCGACCAGUCGUACAAGAACCUCCUCGGCCAGAAGAAGAUUGUGAGCGACCCUGAGAAGGCGACUGUGCUGACGGUGCCACCGUACGUGUACGUGAACCUGGCGCACGACCCCAGGUUCACGGACACGAUGUUCUACUGCAACGACGACCAGCUCGUGCUCGCGAAGGUGAACUGGCUGCUGCUGUAUAGCGACCUCUACUUCGUGCCGUCGCUGUACUCGAUAACAGAGUUCCAGGACGAGCUCCAAUGGUUGUUCCCGGCCAAGGAGAGUGUGUCCCAUCUUCUUACCCGGUACUUGUUUCACCCUACGAACUCCGUGUGGGGCUUGGUCACGAGGUACUACCACACGUACCUGGCUCAAGCAGAGGAGAGGAUCGGCAUGCAGAUCAGGAUGUUCUCUUGGGCAUCCAUCCCGGUCGACGACAUGUACAACCAAAUCCUCGCGUGCUCCCGUCGGGAGCACAUACUGCCGGACAUCGAUGGCGACGAGGCGGGGGACACCGCCAGCCUCGCCAAGACGAACGGUGUGGACGCGGCCGCCGGUUUGAAGGCCGUCUUGAUCGCGUCGCUGCACGCCGACUACUACGAUCGGAUCAGGUCAGCAUACUACGAGCACGCGGCAAAGGGCGGCGUCAGGGUCGGCGUUUUCCAGCCGAGCCACGAGGAGAGGCAGAAGACGGGGAAGCGGACGCACAACCAGAAGGCGCUCGCGGAGAUCUACCUGCUCAGCUUCUCCGACGUACUGCUCACGACCGGGAGGUCCACGUUUGGGUACGUGAGCAGCAGCCUCGCGGGCCUGCGGCCGGCGAUACUUCACACGCCGUAUAACCAUAAGGUUCCCGAGAUGCCGUGCGUGCGAGCCAUUUCCAUGGAGCCCUGCUUGCACGCACUCCCCCGCGUGAAUUGCCAGCGGAAGGCCGCGAACAAGAUGGACCUUGCCCGGCACGUUAAGGCCUGCGAGGAUGUAGGCGGAGGGGUUAAGAUGUUUGAUUAGGCACGAUUUUUUUUUCUUUCGGAAAAGCUAUAAUUGACUCGAGCAUUUUGAAGCCUCCUCUCACCAGAUUUUCUGGCCGACGG
Messenger RNA from Phragmites australis (common reed), 1879 nucleotides. Its product is annotated as probable fucosyltransferase 8. The record is from RefSeq and is a predicted model, not a curated record. Gene Ontology annotation, biological process: cell wall biogenesis; xyloglucan biosynthetic process. Gene Ontology annotation, molecular function: galactoside 2-alpha-L-fucosyltransferase activity. Bases 54 to 1796 code for a protein of 580 amino acids. Lineage: Eukaryota; Viridiplantae; Streptophyta; Magnoliopsida; Poales; Poaceae. Gene Ontology annotation, cellular component: membrane; Golgi apparatus. The transcript is spliced from 2 exons.